Molecule: messenger RNA, 3426 nt
Organism: Trichobilharzia regenti
Lineage: Eukaryota; Metazoa; Platyhelminthes; Trematoda; Strigeidida; Schistosomatidae
Source: the annotation of a GenBank genome assembly
AUGCGGCUAAAUGAAUUGGUGGCUGAACUUGAAGCACACGGGGCGUUGGAAUCUACAUCCAAUAAGGAUAUUUUACCGGCUGAUCAAAUUAAUCGGGAUUGGGCUCAGUGUGUAUUCACUUAUCCUCAACUUGUUCCAAUGUGGCGUGGAUAUGUUGCACAUCUUAUGGGUCGACAUUCAUCACUAAUCACUGUAAAUCAAGGUAUUGGAAAUGGAAUAUUUUCACGUAUCGAUAGUAUAUACAAAAGAGGUCUGUCAACACUUUCCGGCAUAAUAUCCGGAAGAAUUUUAUCGCAUCGACCUCAACCAGAUACUGUGGAGCGAACAAUCGAUUUUCUAGCUGAUUAUUGUCACUGGUUAGCUCAAGCAGGUCAUGCAGAACGUGCUCUAGCAGUUUGGCAAGCUGUUAUUGAAUUUAAUUGUUACCGGCCUACAGAACUUGAACAAAUUCCAUUUGAUCAGCGUAUGCUUGAAAUGGAGUUGUUUUGGUCUAGUGGUGUGGCUAGAUUCGGUCAACCUGGUUCUCAGCAUUGGAAUGGUUGGUAUAAAAGUCGAAGUAGUAAUAAACAACAAAAUAAAUCUACGGGGAAAGAGUCAUCAUCAUCAUCCAAAAGUCAUAAGAAGAGCCAUUCUGUUUCAACUAUCAUCUCGGAAAUCACUUCAGAUAUGUCGAUUGAACAACUACAGACUAAAUGGACCAAUGUAGCUGAAAAGCUGAAUGCCAUAGCUAGCACCUGUGAAGACGCAUUGAUCAAUUGUUCUGGAGAAGGAAUUCCUGAUGAAUCUUAUGAAAACACGGGUCCAGACGUCGUCCCAUCAAUUUUGUCAUCUGAAGUUGCUGCUGAUCAAUGGGUUCGUCGUGGACACAUUCCUUCACUAGCAGGCCAUGGUUAUGUUGGCAAAAGUCGUGCAAUAUUAUAUCGUCGAGGUAAAGCUUGGGUGGGUCUGGAACGUGCACGCGAAGCAGUUGGUUGGUUACCUUCUGAUGUAUUAAACAUCCAAGAGCAAAAAGAUAUUGAAGAUGAAGAUCCUGAGAGAUUGGUUUUAUUCGAUGAUGUUAAGCCAUGCUUGAUAGAUUUAUGGAAAUUCGAAGAAAGACCUAAUGUUGAAACUCCUGAAUGUAAAGCUCGCAGAGCAUUUCUUCAGCAACGCCUAUUUUUGUUGUGUUUAGAAUUCCUUGGGGCGUAUGAUCGUGAAGUGGCUAAAGUUUAUCAUUUUCCAAUAGAUAUUCGCCUCGUACACGACAUAGCAUGUGUUGGCAGUGUUCAACGUCAAGGUUUAACACCAUUUCCAUCUCAAUCAUGGAUGUCAAGUAAUUCAGAAACAUCAAGUCCUCAAAAUGACAAUGAACAGUUGAAUACUUCCUCACAAAUGGCUAAUGAACACCAGGAUGUUUGGGCUCAAGCUCAUCGUUGUUUUAUUGAUGCAGCACUUCUUCAAAUGAAUGAAUUACCAUCUUGGUGGCCAGUGAAAGUGAAAGAAAGCUGGCGGACAACAUUAAGUAAAUUACGUUUUACAAUAGCAUCUGAACGUCUUUCAAAUUCAAUUCAAACACAAUCAGUUGGUGUUAAGACUGCGAUAUCUAUCUGGCGUAAUUGUGGUCGUGCAAUUAUCUCCGAAGGUAAAAAUCAACAAGAUUUAAAUUUAUGGCGAGCUUAUGCAAAAGGUUUCUGGCAAAUCAGUCAAGAUUUACUUAUCACUGCUACACUUCAAGAUGUUAAAAUUCCAAUUGAAGAGUCAAGACGUAUACUUGAUUCCGCGCUAACCAUGUAUCCAAUACCUGAAGAUUUUGGGCCAUCAUUGAAAGAGGAUAUGCAUAAAUUAACAGAUUUCUAUCAGAAUACAUAUACUCCCAGACUGAAACUACUACAGGAUUAUGUAGACUUAGAAAUGGAUGUAUGCCCUGGUUCAGGUAGUUGUCUGAAAGGCUUCAAUGAAGAGACUCGUGUAUUACACUUAUUGACGUAUGCUGCCAUCGGUGGUGCAUAUACUGCGUAUACAGAAUCAUCGAGUGAAAUAAUGCCAACUGUUAUGGUGAAAACAAACUAUCGAUUUGGUAAACGCAUAGAAGCUAUAUGGACUACUUUAGUCGGCUUAUCAGAGGUAGACACCAAUCAAAACAGUGAUUAUCAACAGUUUCUCAGUGCUCUGAUCAGUUCAGUGCCGAUUAUAUGCUAUUUGAAUUUGAUGUUUGAUCUUCUGACUGCAGAUCAAAAGGCUUUAGAUUCAUCACUCGCCAGCCUACUUCCAAUACUUGGACGAAUAGAUCGAUUAUGCAGUAAAUACCUAUCAACAGCUUUUGAUGAACCAUCUUCAUCUGGUUCGAAAUCAGGUAGUCGUUGGUCAGAUGUUAGUACAUCUAUUGACAAUGAUUUAAUUCCCAUGUCAUUGCAAAAUCGAUUGUGUACACGUAAAUUUAUCGAGCUUUUAACUGGUGGACUGUCUGCAUUCUGUGCACUUCGUCAACGGAAUCGAAGACCACUUUUAAGUCAGUUAUUCGAGUUAAUAGCUAGACAUAACAAGUAUAAUAGCCCAAAUGAUAUACUUUUGGAUUUGAUGUUUCCCUCACAACUAAGUUAUCUUCUUCCCUCGAGAAUAUCAUUGGAUCAAAGGAAAUUACCAUUAUCCUUAGUGAAUGCCUCUUCAUGUCAUGGUUUGCUACCACCGUUGUUCUUAGCUUCUUUAAUUCAUCAACUGAAUUAUUUACGACAAAGUGUAGCCAAGUUAGCCGCCCAAUCAAUUAUUCAACAGACAAUCAACAAUUCAUCACGUACAAACACUCGACAAAAAGAAAGUAUUACAAAACUAUCCUCCUAUGGAAUGAUAAUUAAUGAAGAAGUCAGUAGUUUAAUUGGUCAUCAAUUGGAGUUGUGUUCUUCUUGUCUACCGAGCAUUCUUGAUUUAUUCACAUUAAGUUUAGAAUUGGAACGAUGGACAAGUUUAAUUGCUGGCGUUUCCUGUGAAUAUGGUCAAGCAGAAAGGACAUCUGUUACUGACCAACGGGUUCGCAAUGCAUUCGAAAAAGUUGUACAUUCCAGUCCAUUCAUUACUCCUCUUCUAUCCGCUGAAGGAAAUCUAAUUCAUGUAGCACUAAGUGCAAGUACACCAUCAUUUUGGUCUGCACAUUUACGCUUAGUUAUAUGGAGAGCUUAUAUGGCAUUUGGUUGGAUGGCUGGACCAUCUACAACAUCUACGACAGUGAUAGCAAACAAUUUGGAUCCUCGUCAACGACGUCAAGCUGUGAAAGCUGUUUUCUAUCGUGCUAUUGAAGAUGUUCCAUGGGCUAAAGUUCUCUAUACAGAUUUAGUUCGUUAUUGUCCAGAAGAUGUUGAAGAGGUAGUCGAUUUACUGUCGGAACGUGAAUUACGAUUACGAACACCAUUAGAAGAAGUCGAUUUACUAUUGACAGCUAAACCUCAUGAAUGA